Messenger RNA from Mugil cephalus (flathead mullet), 5321 nucleotides. Its product is annotated as aryl hydrocarbon receptor-like. Lineage: Eukaryota; Metazoa; Chordata; Actinopteri; Mugiliformes; Mugilidae. The record is from RefSeq and is a predicted model, not a curated record. The coding region runs from base 439 to 3363 and encodes 974 amino acids. Gene Ontology annotation, biological process: regulation of transcription by RNA polymerase II. Gene Ontology annotation, molecular function: transcription cis-regulatory region binding; protein dimerization activity; nuclear receptor activity. The transcript has 11 exons. Gene Ontology annotation, cellular component: nucleus; aryl hydrocarbon receptor complex.
UGUGUGUGUGUGAUAGAGAGAGAAAGAAAACUCCAGUGACUCUGACUUAUAAUAACACGGCGUCGUUGUUUAUCCAGAGACAGAGAGAAAAGGGGGAUGGCUGGACGCGGUCUAACUUCUCUUAACCUCCGUGUUUCCUCCCCUGCGCCGAAGCCUCAGGACCUGUAGCCCGGACCGGACCGGACCGGACCGGACCGGACAGCGGACCCAAGGUCAGCCACGGUGACCGCCCACGGAGCUGUCAAAGCGGCACCGAACCUCCGCGGGACCACGGAGUCCACGGAGCUUUUUUUUUUUUUUUUUUUUUUUUUUUUAAUGUUUUCGUAACCUGGUAGCGGGAUGAGAAAAGAGUCCGCAGCGGAGGAGCUUUAAAGAGCUUUCAGAAACACUAGACUGCUUCUUCAUUUGCUUGUGUGAGGUUUAAAGUGAAGUGACACCAUGUUGGGAAACCCGGGGACGUACGCGAACAAGAAGAGGAAGAAGCCCGUCCUCAAACAAAAGAAGGUCUCCGAUGGCAGCGAUGUCGUUAAAUCCAACCCUUCCAAGCGCCACCGGGAUCGGCUGAACGGGGAGCUGGACCGGCUCAUGGACCUGCUGCCUUUCCCAGAGGAGGUGCGCUCCCGCCUGGACAAGCUGUCGGUCCUCCGCCUCAGCGUGGGCUACCUGAGGGUCAAGAGCUACUUCAAAGCGACCAUGAAGAACAGUAACAACGGUCUGGUGUUUCCUGGCGUGAACGGGCAGAAUGGGAACAACAUGGACAACGUAGCCUUCUCUGAAGGAGACCUGCUGCUCCAGGCGCUGAAUGGCUUCGUGAUGGUGGUCACCUCAGAGGGUUUGGUGUUUUAUUCGUCUCCCACAAUCAAGGACUAUCUGGGCUUCCAUCAGUCGGACGUUGUUCACCAAAGUGUGUUUGAGCUCAUCCAUACUGACGACCGGGCCUUGUUCAGAGAGCAGCUCCACUUCGCCCUAAACCCACCACCCGUCGCCACGGACGGAGACGCUCUGCAGAGUCUUGGAAACACGGUGAUGUACAACCCCGAGCAGCUUCCCCCGGAGAACUCCUCCUUUCUGGAGAGGAGCUUUGUGUGUCGCUUCCGUUGCCUCCUGGACAACUCCUCUGGUUUUCUGGCGCUGAAGUUCCAGGGCCGGCUGAAGUACCUGCACAGCCAGAGCCUCCUGAGGGACAACGGGACGUGCAACGUGCCUCAGCUGGCUCUGUUCGCCAUCGCGAUGCCCGUCCAGCCUCCAUCUAUCGUGGAGAUCCGAGCCAAGAUGCUGCUCUUUCAGACCAAACACAAGCUGGACUUCACACCUAUGGGCAUCGACGGCAGAGGGAAGAUCAUUCUGGGUUAUUCAGAGACUGAACUGUGCAUGAAAGGCUCCGGCUACCAGUUCAUCCACGCUGCUGACAUGAUGUACUGCGCUGACAACCACAUCCGCAUGAUUAAAACUGGGGAGAGCGGCCUGACCGUGUUCCGGCUGCUCAGUAAAGAGGGCGGCUGGGUUUGGGUGAAAGCCAACGCCAAGCUCAUCUACAAAGGAGGGCGGCCUGAGUUCAUCAUCGCGUACCAGAGGGCGCUGGUGAACGCCGAGGGGGAGGAGUAUCUACGACAGCGCAGGAUGCAGCUUCCCUUCAGCUUCACCACGGGGGAGGCCGUCCUCUACAACACCGGCCCCACGGUGGACAUCGACCAGUUCCACUUCAACAAACUGUUCAACAGCAGCAACAUGAAGGAGGACGUGGUCCCCGGCUCCCUGGUGGACUGCUUCCUGAGGCAGGGCGAGACGGUCUACACCCAGAAGGUGGAUUCCCCUCUGCCCAUGGACCAGGUGUUCAUGGACAGCCACUGUCUGGUCAGCGUGGCCAGCGACGCGUGGCAGGGCAACGAGGCCACGGCCACGACCAGCGACCCCGUGGUGGUGAAGGAGGAGGCCAAGCAGUCGGUGAUGGCUGUGAUCGACAGUCUGGAGAAGAUGGCCCAGAACGGGGACUUCGCUGCGACCCUGCAGAACCUGGAGGUGGACGACGAGGAGCUGAUGCAGUGGGAAAACGCUCUGAAGAGACGGAGUCACGACGAGGGGCAGCAGAGCGACGUCCGGUCCGACCUGGACAGCAUCCUCACCAACGACAUCUUCGACUACAUAGACUCGGUUCUGUUCAAGGAGAAGGGAGAAGACUUCCCCCCCAGCUGCCUCAGCGGCGUCCAGGCGGAUCUGUUCCCUCCGGCCGCCCACCUGUCCGAGCUGUGUGAGCCCGGGCUGUUCCAGACGCCCAGCCCCGACCGCUCCUACUCCCCCAUGAACGGCCUGUACGCCCCCCAGCAGGCUGCAGCCAACGGGCCGGACCACAUCUUCGAUAGCAGCCUCAAACUGUCCCACCAAGGUCCCCUGGUUCCCCCGGCUGACAGCAGCCUGCCUCCCCUUCAGCAGCUGCAGCUACGGGACAUUUUCAGUCCAUCUAUAGAGCUCCCCGAGCUCACCGUCCCCGACAUCUCAGCUGGCGACGCCUUUGCCCCUUUUCAGUCCUGUGGGCAGGCGCCUCCCCAACACAUGGGGGUGUCUGCUCCGGUCCAGCAGACCAACCAGCUCCUGCUGCAUCAGAACAACCUGCAGCCGCCGGCCGUGGCAGCAAAUGGACCCCUGCUGCAGAGCUCUGUCCAGCAACCAAACAAUGUAGCUCCUAGUGUGGCGGACAUCUUGCCCCCCCUGAUUCCUUGCAAUGACUUUAGUUCCUCGGCGCCUAGUAUUCCCGUCGGCUUCUCCGCGCCUCUCGUGCAGGAGCCUCUGCCUUUUGACACACUCCAGCAGUGGCCCCAGAGCCAGCAGCAGAAGCUGCCUCACGCCGGCACCGUGCAGAACGGACACGAGACGGUGCCGGCGUUCCAGAGCCAAAGCUCGGAGAGCCAAACAUUCCCAGGUGCUGGCUUCUGGCCGAGGAGCGUCACGGGACUGAACCACGGUCAGCAGGGGGCGCUGGCGGCUCGCCAGGCCGCCUCCCAGAGCAGCUGCAUGUUCAGCCAGCACUUUGCCUCCGGUCCAGCAGGAGGCGACGUCCUGGCGCUGUCCGGGCCUGCAGGCCUCAGAGAGGCCGACCCGUCUCUGGACCAGAGCCCCCCUCAGGGCUCCUGCUACUUUCAGUGGGGCCGCAGUGACCCCGUGGUGGGAACGUCGGCCAUCAGGCAGGACAGCGCCACCAUCAGUCCUCUGAGCACCGUGCCCAGCAUGUCCUCCACAGAGCCCCCACACAGCAUUCAGCACUACCUGGACGGCAGCCAGCCCCCUCAGAGCGAACAAAUCUCCACCAGCUGCAACGGACUUUUCGUGGCUCCUGCUCACAACGUGGCCUCGUACCUGAUGGAGUAGAGACGGGCCACGCUGCUGCUCCUGCAGGAGAAGGACUCAACCCGUGUAGUUUGCCUGUAUCAGUGCUUACCGUCGCGUUAUUGUAAUAUGUUUUAUACGGCUCUGUGUCGCGCUGUCUGCUCUGCCGCUCCGCUCGCCAGCCGCAUGUCGUCUCCGCUGGAGAUACACUAUGAUAACAAUGAAGUAUGAAGACACGAGUGCGUUUACCAGGAUGCAGCUUGAGCCGGAGGGAAACUCGAGUCAGUCCGAACAGCCAAAGAUGUUUUUUAUAAGGGAAAACACAUUUUAAUCCACAAAAAUGAAUAGAAUUGUUUUUCUAAAAGAAUUUGUAAAAAAAAAAAAAAAAAAAAAAAAAAUCAGAAUAAGAAUCACUGAGCUGUGCCUUGGACGUAAUAUUUCUACAGAUGAAUGGAUCUGUUUUUAAAUGAGACCCUGUCAGUGUGUAAAUGUGGUUUUCUGUUUGCUCUGCCUGGUUCUGUGUUUGCAGCAGAGACUGUUUUUUGGGUUAAGGAUUCAGUCCCACGAUUUCACACCCGACACAUUCAGACGGACUGGGCUGGACGAGCGGCUGCUUCGUUUCCGUCAGGCUCAAACUAAAGAUGAGCUGCAGACGGAAAAUCCCACCACGCUCCUCUUCUUCUUAUCAAUGUGUCUGUGUUUGUUCCUGAAUCAUUCAUCUCAAAGCGCUUCGUAGGAGCUGGAGGAGGCUGCAGCGUCUCCCAGUCUUCACCAAAACACUGAGGUCCACCAGGUCCAGGUCUAGAUCCUGAUCAGAUACUAACUGUCGGUCACACGGAGCCUAAAAUGAAUGAAGUGAUCGGUCACUGCUGAACAGACCUGCAGGAAAUAGAACAGAAGAAGAAGUAGAUGUAUGUUCUCCUCCUCCUCGUCCAUGUCAGCGUCCAGUCCUGGACUAGACCAGGAUGUCUCCUCGGUCUUGACUGGAGGAAGAUUAGAUUAAUACGUCCUGUCAGUGUAACGUUGAGUCCAGACCAUGGACGUAUAUAAAUAUCUUCAGUCUGAUCAGAACGGUCCGAAGGCGGAGCCACAAUAUCGAUGCUCCGCCCACACUUUCUCUCUGACGUUUUCAUUGAAUUAAUUAGAAUUAAUGACUCAGGCUUUACCUCCACCAGCUACAAAAUAUGUCAGGUUAAACACUGAAAGUAUUUUUACAACUCCCAUGGUUCCACAGAACCUCUGUAUGGAGCAGUUGGCAUGGCAACGCCUAGUGAUCAUGAUGUCACAUCCAGUUUCUAGCAUCAAAUGAACUAAACAUUCAUCAUCAUCAUAUUUACAACCUUAAUGACAGAAACCGUCCUUGAUAAAAAAAUGGACAAUAAUUUGACAUGUACGUUAGUGUUUUAGUUCGACCUAACUCCGCCCACUAGUAUGGAGGGGGUGGAGCUUAUCACCUGUGCUGCAGUGAAUGGAUCCUGAGCUGUAGACACGUCUGUUGCCUGAACUAAGAUCCUGACUCAGUGUUUUGAGUGAAGGACGUGGAGACGCGUCUUCUGUCUCUGUCCUCCUCGUCUCCUCCUUUAAAUAUCCACACUACACCAGCAGCAUCCCACCGGUUCACACCGACCGAGGCAGCUUCUCCUUCUCCCUGCUGCACCGUGGGAAUCACUCAGUAUUUGAGCUCAGCUAACAGACGAACGAGCCUGUGUCCUCGCCGGGUCACAUGACUGUCGCCACUAUGAAAAACCUGGAGCCAAAUGUCUUUAUUCUCAUGUGCCUUGAGCGACCGCUGCCAUAUCUCUGUUCUCUGUAUGAAACAUACAUAUAUGCAUACACACAUAUAUAAAUAUUCACUUCAGUGUAAUCCACUUUAUUUAGCCAAGUACUUAAGCUAUCUAUCAUAAUAUAGCAGAUAUCCAGCCUGUGCCUCUGUCCUCCGUGGUUUCUUUUCAUAAAUAUAUGUGUGCAAUGAUUAAAGCUGUGUUUGUCCUCAAUGGAAA